This is a messenger RNA of Mycosarcoma maydis (corn smut), 3801 nucleotides long. RefSeq lists its product as uncharacterized. NCBI's taxonomy places the organism in Eukaryota, Fungi, Basidiomycota, Ustilaginomycetes, Ustilaginales. The record is from RefSeq and is a predicted model, not a curated record. Gene Ontology annotation, cellular component: cytoplasm. Gene Ontology annotation, molecular function: protein kinase activity; ATP binding. Gene Ontology annotation, biological process: signal transduction; protein phosphorylation. The transcript has a single exon. The coding region runs from base 1 to 3801 and encodes 1266 amino acids.
AUGGUGUGUACGAACCGGACAUGCACUGCACUCUCUCCUAUUUCCCAGAAUCAGUCCGUCGACGUCAUCACAAAGCGGUUCACUCCCAAGAUUGAUGCUCUUCCCGCCUCGCGCUCCUCGGCUGCCAACACCACACGGUCCGCACUUCGAGCCAAACUCGCUCACGCCAGCUCCACCCUACUCCGUUCUCCGUCACUGUCUACCCGCAAGUCUUGUCCCACCGAGCUUCCGCUUGUCAACGCAAUGCCCUUUGCUUCUAGGGAGAUAGCGCAGGUCCGUGCCGGUCUCAAACGCAAGAAGGGCGCUCGAGAACAGCUCGGCGGAGUGGCUCAUGAGCCCACCCAAAUCAACAGGUCUUUCGAGAAACUUGAGGUGGAGGCUUCCACUGCAGACGGAUCUCGCCGUAUAGCUCCACGCACGCCUCGCAGGCGCAGCGGCAAGCAGAUCCACAUUGUGACUUCGCCCCACCUUCCUCGCGACAAGCCUUCCUCCUCUGCCAGCGAGCUGUCCGACUGGUCGUCCGUCGUUUCUACAUCGCCAACAGCAUCUCGGGUACCCACCUCAAGGGCUGAAGAGUCUGCUGCGGUCCAGCUGUCUCGUCCCGGCAUUCAGACUCGACGAUCGAGCCGCAACUCACUCUACAAAACACUGGAUGGCAUGACGCUCGAGGAUAGCUUGGCAUCCGUACGUAGUUUGGCCAGGUCCAGCAGAUCUCAAUCUCGGUCGGUGAGCCGGAAGAAUAGCAAUCUCAACGCAGGCAAUGAUAACGAGACCGGCUUUCCUUCUGCGGCUUCACACCGCAUUGUCAGUGCACACAAAGUGCCUGACUCGGAGCUGAGCAGCGAGGCAAGCAUUGACAUGGACGACAAAGAAGCAGAGCAGGCACGUCUCGUCUCGUCCGCACCAACCUGGCAGCUCCAUCGUUUGCGCAAGGACGAACUCGUGCAGCUCUGCCUUUCAGCUCGUGCUUGGGACGCCUCUCCCACCGACGCUGAGCUCGAGCUCGUGACCAAGCAGGAUCUCGUCAAUCAGAUCAUCACUUGCCGGUCCCGACUCGAUCACUCUCGUUCCGACGAACUCCAUGCGUCCACCACAGUGCAGCGACAGUCUCGCUCUGUUCGCAGCUCAUAUCACACGUACAAGCAGCGUUCCAAUGACCUGCCUGACGAGCAUGCAGAUGAGAGCGACGCAUUGUGGAUGGCCUUGCCAGCUCGUGAAUCUUUGCAUCGCAGUGCCCGAUCAUCUCUUUGCGCUUCUCCUACCGGCUCGGCAGAUGAUGACGAAGCCGACCUGACCGAUGCGUCCAACGAGGCAGGAGGCGAAGAGACCGAGGCCGAACCUCACGGUUCUCCCAGCAGCCGACGGCAUAUGGGCAGACCCUCACAAGCCCGUCUCAAGGCCUACGAGGGAGGCGCUCUGCGACGCAUGGACUCGUCCACGUUUGACGAGUUCGAGCCUUCCAAAGCUAAUCAGGCUCCGCGUCGUCAGCUGCGCGACAAGACAACCUUGCGAAAUGGCGUGGCACGUCGGCAGCUCAUCGGCAAUGCCUCCGAAGCCAUGUCUGCAUCCACCUCUUCUUCCAUCUUUGGAGGUCGCAGCUCGCGCGCUUCUAACACUUCGCAUUCAGCCUUCGUGCAAAGGCGCCAACUUGGCGUCUUUGUCGCUUCGUCGCCCAUUCGCACACGAUCACGCACCGCUCGCCUUACCGCGGGUCUGCCAUCAAGGCGAAAAGUGGGCACGCGCGUCGUCAGCGCUUCUAUUGAUGGCGCGUCUACAGGCCCCGAUCCCAUGGCAACGCCCAAAGUCGGCCAUCGUCUGCCGCAGCGUACCAAGAAGUCGGUCAAGUUCUGUGCUGCCUCUCCUGGUCAACAUGGCGAGUACGAUCGGGAUGAGUGGAUGGAGGACCUAUCCUCGGGCAGCGAUGAUGUUGCCGUCGGUCUGCAAACAAGAUCAAUCUCCCUGCUGCAAGAUGAACAUGAGCACACUGCGGUGCGGAACGCUCCGACGCGAUGCAGUACGCGAAGAACACUCCGCACGAGGCGGUCGACGGCGGAAUCGGAGGCAAGCUUCACUUUUCACCCGCCUCGCAGCCGCAGUGCCUCGUCGGAGGCAGCAUCAUCUGCUACCCAGGAGGACGAUCUAGUCGCCGAGCGCGACGGCGAUGUCGACAUGGCCAACAGUGACCAUGGCGACGACGAUGUUGCGGCCACUCCGACCAAGUUCCGCAAGCUUCGCAACGGAAAGCUACGUCUAGUUGUUGGCGCAUCGAAUGGAGACAGCGACGUUCGUACGAGCGGUAACGAGCAACUGGGCGAUGUCGACAUGGAAAGCGCAGCUGAGCACGCAGACAGAAGUCGCGAGCAACGCACCGAAUCUCCGGACAGCGACACAGCGCCAUCGGAGGGUCUAGAUAGUGUGAUGGCUCAGCCUACGUUUGCGACGCUCACACGUCUGCGCAAGUCCGAACUGGGACAAUUAUGUCUUGACCGAGCGAUCGACAUGGAUGGGGAUGACAAGAAGGCAAACUUGAUCAAAAAGUUGCUGGAUUGGUUCCAGCUCUCGGAGCUCGAUGCGGCGAAGAACGCGGAUUCUGACGCGGACGAUGGCGACGAAACACAAUCGGACAUUUCGAAUGCCACCGCUGUGGCUCAAGACGAUCAAGCUCAGGCUGGCCAACGCACUCCUACUAGGCGACGGAACACGCGGGCUACAAGCAACGCACACGCUUCGGCAACCGACAGCGAUCAGCCCUUGUUGCUGCGUGCACGCAGCACGAUGGUGUCUUCGGAAAAGCUGCUCACACCUCCGCUGACCUCGAACAACGAAGAGGCGGCUGCGCCGCAAGUGGGAGAUGGUGUUGACGAGCUCAACGGUCUGGACCUAGAAAGCCUCAACCUGACGGACAAGGAGAUUGCACCGUCCAAGCUUGAGAAGCUGGAAAAGAUCGGCUCGGGCGGGUUCAAGGAUGUGUAUGUAGGCAAGUAUCGCAUCUCGAAGACGCGCGUCAACAAGGUGGCUAUUGCCGACAUUCGCGACCAGCUGACCGAGAUGGACAUCAAGGAGCUUAGCCUGCUACGUGAUCUGCGCCACGAAAACAUUGUGCGUUUCAUCGGCGUCAGCAUCCCCGAGGACCCGCGCCAUGUUCCUUGUAUGAUUGUCAGUGAGCUGUGCUCGAAUGGCGAUCUAUUUGACUAUAUUCGCAACACGGCGGCGCCAAGCGAUGCCGAGGUGUUCCGCAUCCUGCUCGAGACGGCGCGUGGGCUCGAGUAUCUGCACACGCGGACGCCAGCCAUCAUCCACCGUGACUGCAAGUCGACCAACGUGCUCAUCACGCGACGCAAGACGGCCAAGAUCAACGACUUUGGGCUGGCACGCGUCAAGAACACAUCGCGAUCCAUGAUGCGGUCGUUGGUGGGGACGGUCAACUGGCAGGCGGUGGAGCUAUGGGUACCCAAACCGCAAUACAACGAAAAGGUGGACGUGUGGUCAGCGGCUAUGACGUUCUGGGAGGCGCUGCAGUGGCACCAGCCCGAGAAAAAGUAUCCGUUCCAGGGCAUGAACGAGCAUCAGAUCUACCAGGACGUGGGUCAAAAGAGGCAGCGUCCCUAUACUGGCUUCAUUCGACGUCAGUUUGGUGACGAGAUUGUCGACCUUCUAGAUCGCAUGUGGGAUCAGACGCCCAAGAAUCGGCCGAGCAUGACCGAGGUUUGCAACGAGCUCGAGUCGCUGAUCCAGAUGAAAAAAGAUGCAGCGGCAGCCACAGCAGCAACAGCGGGCAGCUCGAUCCGCUUCAGAGCUUGA